AUGGCAGCAACGAAUGAAGCUGCACCGGUCUCCAACAUACAAAUCUUCACUCUGAAUUGCUGGGGCUUGAAGUACAUUUCGAAAUUUCGUACGGAGAGAUUAUCCGAAAUAGGAAAUCGAAUUGCAACUUUCUCACCACAGCUCGAUAUUGUCGGCCUGCAAGAAUGCUGGACAUUUUCCGACUAUCUCAUCAUCAGAGAGCGAACCAAAUCUAUCCUUCCAUAUGGCAAAUUCUACCACUCUGGGAUAUUUGGCGGAGGGUUGGCGAUUCUCAGUCGCUGGCCAAUCAGAGAAUCAUCUAUGCAUCGAUAUUCUCUAAACGGCCGCCCGACUGCUUUCUUCAGAGGUGAUUGGUUUGUUGGCAAGGGUGUCGCCUGUGCAACAAUAGCGCUGCCAGACGGUGUCAAUGUGGAGGUGUUCAAUACACAUCUCCACGCACCGUACGAGAGGGAGCCUAAUGACAGUUAUAUCUGCCACCGGACUGCUCAAGCCUGGGAAAUCGCAAAGUUGAUGCGAGCGGCAUUGGAUCGAGGCAAUCUCGUGAUUGGACUAGGAGAUUUUAACAUGGUUCCUCUGAGUUUUGCACAUGUUUUAAUUGAGAGUCGAGCCCGGGUUCAAGAUGUGUGGAGAGUGAUCAAGCCGGGAAGCAGUAUUGGUGCCAGCAUAGAUCCCCCAGAGAAGGCUCGAAGGAAGCAACUUGGAGAAGAGGACACCCCCAAUGUCGACACGAGUCUGCAAGAGCAUGGCCAUACAUGUGACUCGGUACUGAACACGUGGAGGUGGAACAAAGCUCACCAGGAAGCCCUCGAAAAGGGGCAUGAUCGCGACAUUCCAGGGACUGACGAUGAUCCGAAGGCUAAGCGACUAGAUUAUAUCUUCUUUGGAGGACUCGACAAAGGCUGGAAGGUCAGUCAGGCGCAAGUCGUACUCACUGAGAGACAUCCAAAGUUGCGGUGUUCGUUGAGUGAUCAUUUCGCGGUGCAGGCUACAGUAGAGAGGACCAAGUUGACUCCUGCGCGACCGAGAAGAAUAGAGAGUCGUGGAGCACUCAACGAUUCGAGAAGCGAAGAUCCAAGUCUUGAGGUGGCGAGCUUUAAGGACAAGGACUUUGAAACUGCAUUUUCUGAACUACAAACACAGUCCCAUAUUGGUGAGGACUUCUACAAUGACAUCCUGGCCAUGAUUCACAGCUAUGGCUUGAGGGAGAGAAAACAACGGCGAUGGCGAUUGAUCCACUUUGUCGCGUCGGCACUGUUUUCGAUUGGGAGUUUCAUUGCAGUUUGGUGGUCGCCUAGGAAUUUUGUGUCGUUCAUUCUCAUCCUUGUGAGCAGCCUGGGACUCAUGGCUGGUACAGUGGAUGGAUUGAUUGGGGGCCUGUUUGUUGGUUCCGAGUUACGAGCACUGGCCGAGUUCGAGUGGGAAGUUCGGAAUGCACUUCAACUUAUCGGUGGCCCAGUUCAAGAAGACCAAAAACUACGCGACUGGUACGAUGCAUAA
Molecule: messenger RNA, 1497 nt
Organism: Exophiala bonariae
Lineage: Eukaryota; Fungi; Ascomycota; Eurotiomycetes; Chaetothyriales; Herpotrichiellaceae
Exons: 1
Coding region: 1-1497 (498 amino acids)
Molecular function (GO): sphingomyelin phosphodiesterase activity
Source: RefSeq, a predicted model, not a curated record